This is a messenger RNA of Mytilus californianus (California mussel), 1255 nucleotides long. RefSeq lists its product as uncharacterized. NCBI's taxonomy places the organism in Eukaryota, Metazoa, Mollusca, Bivalvia, Mytilida, Mytilidae. The record is from RefSeq and is a predicted model, not a curated record. The coding region runs from base 341 to 781 and encodes 146 amino acids. Gene Ontology annotation, biological process: positive regulation of voltage-gated potassium channel activity; sleep; regulation of synaptic transmission, cholinergic. The transcript is spliced from 3 exons.
UUGGAAACCGCCAUUGAAAAACAGCUGUUAUGUGUGUUCUUUUAGCUCCCUGUAAUCGAUUUUUCGUCGUGUUGUAGUUAUCAAUGUACAUCAAUGUAUAGAUAUUGUUUAAUGUCUGCGUUUGAGAUAUAUCUCAAGUAAAUAAACGUUGACGAGAUAACAACAAAAUAUUUCCACAGAAGUGAAUUUCAGUCUACGAUUCUAUUGAUAUAAUUUCGCUUUUAUUUUCAUUGAUCGGAAGAAAAUGGUUGUAUAACAAACGAUUAAUGCUGUGUUUGUAAAAAUCUGUUUUGUGUCAAUUACUAUUAUGAUGAAGACAACGAAAUGAUAUACAUUAAAUAUGAGCCACAUAUUUUAUGGAUUGCUUCUAGUAUAUCUUGGAGAUAUUUAUUUUGGCGAGGCUACAAUUAUUGAUUGCUAUGUCUGCUCAUCAAAGAAUAACAGUAACCCUGCAUGUACGGACCCAUUUCAUCCAAUAUAUAAUCAGCUUUCUGUAGGCUGUCACCAAGGAAUGGAGGGAAGACAAGGACUAUUUCCGGCCAGAUAUUGUAUUAAAAUGAAAGGAGAGAGCAGUAUUGAUGGAACAGAAACUAUUAUACGUUAUUGUUCUCUGAAAACAUUUGAAAACAUGUGUGGAAAGUUUAAAUUUGAAGGUGUUCCAUAUACAGGAUGUAUAGUUUCAUGUGACAAAAGAGCCUGCAACGGUAGCUCGAACAACAAAGUACACGUGUUUCUAUUGUUAUGUUUGAUGCUGAUUAUUGGAUAUAGUCAGACAGCGUGAUAGUGAUGUUUUUGAAAGCUAUCCCAAUUUGUCAAAAGUGUAAGGCGAUGCAUAAUGUACAUAUAUGUGUUAUUGAAAGAAAUAAUAUUAUAGGAAGAAGUAAAACUGAUAUUUGAAUUAAGUGUGCGGUUAUGGUUACGUGUCUAUGAUAUCUAUUUCAGACAUCAUAUCAUUUACUUAUUAGUUAUAGUUUUGUGAAGAACUGAGAAAAAUAGUGAGACAAUACAAUUAGUAUGUCACAUAGAAAUUUAAUGAGAGUUUGCCAUUUUGUAAUUACGUGAAACACGACAAGAAGAAAGAGUUUAAAGCUUUCCUGCUUACUAUUUUUCGAACCAGGCACAAAGAAGUAAUUUUGAUUAGAUAACUGUACAUUCAAACCAAUUUACUUAUACAAUAGUUGAGAACUAAUUGAACAAGUGUUUAUCUGUUAAUCCACUGUUACUUUGUAUUUAAGAUUCAAGAUUCAAGAUUCAA